GAGGAAAAAGAAAAAGGAGAAAUGACCAUCUAUCGGCACGAGUCUUCACUCCUGCUCGCAAGCAAGUGAAUGAUAAUUUGGAAAUAGCUUCAGCUGGGAUUGUGAAUCAGUGAAAGAGAAGCUAAGAAAUCCGGGAUCGGAAUCGAUGGCGUCGAAUGAGCAAGGAGGUACUGCUAACACACCUGCAAAGAGGAAGCCGGUGUUCGUUAAAGUAGAUCAACUGAAACCUGGAACCAACGGUCACAACUUGGUCGUUAAGGUCGUGUCCGCCAACACCGUCUUGCAGAAAGGACGACCCUCCACAUCUUCUCGGGAUCCCCGUCCAACUCUAAUCGCAGAGUGCCUCGUCGGCGACGAGACCGCCGCCAUCCUUUUCACCGCUCGAAAUGAACAAGUGGACUUGAUGAAGCCAGAGACCACACUAAUCCUUCGAAAUGCAAAGAUUGACAUGUUUAAGGGAUCAAUGAGGCUAGCUGUUGACAAAUGGGGCCGAAUUGAGGUGACAGAACCUGCAAAAUUUGAAGUCAAAGAGGAUAAUAACCUUUCUCUGGUGGAAUAUGAAUUGGUGAACGUAGUUGAAGAAUGAUUUCAUUUUAGAGUGCAAAGAUGACUUGAUGAUUUGAUUACCAAGCAACUGAUAUUGUCCAAGGUAAAACUUUUAAUUUGAAGGAUGGAUUGGGAUUCCUUCUUUUACUCAAAUUAGCAUGUAAUUCCUUCUCGCUCUUCUCGCUUCUUUGGCAUCUUUUUGGGGAUAAAUUGAUGCCACUUGAAGGGUGUUUGUGUUAAGGGACUCUGACUUGUUAAUUUUGUCAGUAGUUGUAUCCAAUGAACACUAGGGAGGUAUGAUAUUGUGUGAAUACUUCUUUGGAUCAAGAAUUGCUUGCAGUUGAAUACAAUAUACAGGCUUUUCUUAGGCA
This is a messenger RNA of Prosopis cineraria, 917 nucleotides long. RefSeq lists its product as uncharacterized. Bases 146 to 586 code for a protein of 146 amino acids. NCBI's taxonomy places the organism in Eukaryota, Viridiplantae, Streptophyta, Magnoliopsida, Fabales, Fabaceae. The record is from RefSeq and is a predicted model, not a curated record. The transcript has 2 exons.